This is a messenger RNA of Rhizophagus irregularis DAOM 181602=DAOM 197198, 1280 nucleotides long. RefSeq lists its product as uncharacterized. Gene Ontology annotation, cellular component: endoplasmic reticulum membrane. Gene Ontology annotation, biological process: ceramide biosynthetic process; ceramide catabolic process. Lineage: Eukaryota; Fungi; Glomeromycota; Glomeromycetes; Glomerales; Glomeraceae. The record is from RefSeq and is a predicted model, not a curated record.
CGUUAAAAACUUGCUAAAUAUUGCAUUAUUAUUUAAAAAAAGAUACAAUGAAAUUUAUUUAUUGCAUGCGAUUUAGUCAAUUAGAUUUACAGAAGGUUGGGUAACGUGGCUCAAUUGAUUCAAAAAAUUUAAUAAAUACCGAAUCUCAAUUUGAUCAAUGUCCUUUUGAUUUCUCCCUUUUAUUCGAAAAAUUAAUUAUAACGCUCCUACCGUUCCAUGCACUUCCUUUUUUUUUGAAGGAUAAAUUUGACAAUUUUUCUUUUUUUUGUUUAUUCACUUUCUUUGAAUAUCUAUUUUGAAAAAAUCAAACAUACUUAAAACCAUGUCCUCUCAAGGUAUUUGGCCGCUUACAAGUUCAGUUGAUUGGUGCGAAGAUAAUUAUGCACAUUCAUAUUACAUUGCUGAAUUCUGGAAUACAAUAUCCAGUAUUGCAAUGAUAAUAUUUGGAGAAGUUGGUGCAAGGAUAAAUUCAUGCAAUUCAUUUAGAUUUCGAUUAGCUUUUCGUUUAAUAUCUGUCGUUGGUCUAGGGAGUUUGCUAUUCCAUGGUACACUUACAAGUCAAAUGCAAGCCCUCGAUGAGGUUCCAAUGGUAUGGUCAGCAUUAACACUUCUUUACUCAUUGAUAGAAUCAAUUUUUGGUAAAAAAGGAAAAUGGUUACCAAUUCUAUUAGCAUUACAUGCAGUACUCUGUACAGCAUCAAUAACGAUAACAACAGGAGCUUUGCAAUUUGCAUUUUUUCAUAUCUCAUUUGGUAGUUUAGAAAUUAUUAGUUUAAUAUUGAUGUUUCAAAUAUAUUCUAAAAAGAAAAAUUCUCAUCCUCCAAUUAAAUAUUUAUUUGAAAAAGGUUUAUUGAUUUUUCUUGGUGCUGUAACAGCUUGGUUAAUCGAUUUACAUUUAUGUGAUUAUGUUAAUGGUGGAGAAAAAAGUAUACUUCCAUAUAAUCCUCAAUUACAUGCUAUGUGGCAUAUAUUAGCAAGUGUUGGUUUAUAUUUAUUGGUCGUAUUAAUUUUAUACAAUUGGCACUAUGAGAAUGGUCGAAAAUGUAAAAUUGAAUGGCGGUAUGGUGGUUUGGUUCCUGUUUGCAGAACAUUGGAUGUUGAAAAUACGAAUAAGACAAUGACUAAAGCAGCGAAGUAAUCAUUGAGAAAGAAAAGUGGCAAUCGACAUUAUAAGAAGCAUAGGGAUAAUAUAUUUUUCUUUAAUUCAUAAUACAACUAAUACAACGUUUAAGUAAUAGUGCGUGCGUAGCCUUACAAUAUUGUUAUUAUUAUUAUUAUUA